AUGUCGGGAAAACACAACGCAGCCUUCCUCGAUGGCGCUGGUAAAGCAUUUCGCGUCGAUAGUAUCGAGACCAAGAAGCCUGGGAAGGGAGAGGUCUUGAUCCGAAACCGAGCACUUGCAAUCAACCCAGUGGACUGGAAGGUUCAGGACUCGGGAUACUUCUUGGAAGAGUUCCCAUCCAUUUUGGGCGAGGAUGUUGCAGGAGAGAUCGAGGCCGUUGGUGACGGUGUUACUCGAUUUAAGCCUGGACAGCGUGUUCUAGCUCAUUCUCAAUUCUUGUUUAAUAAGAAGCUUGAACAGGCUGGAUUCCAGGAAAAAGUCAUUGUACCUGAGGUAUCGGUAGCUGCUAUUCCUGACUCUAUGAAGUUUGAGGACGCGGCUGUCUUACCACUGGCCGUAUCUACUGCUGCAGCUGGUCUAUACCAGCCGAAAAAAGAAAUAUGUCUGGAGUUGGACCUGCCGAGCACGAAACCUUCGAAGAGUGGUAAGACGCUUCUUGUUUGGGGAGGUAGCGCAAGUGUCGGAACUGCUGCUAUCCAAUUAGCCGUUGCUUCGGGAUUGACCGUUGUCACAACGUGUUCCGAACGGAACUUUGGUCUGGUGCAGAAGCUCGGGGCCAAGGCAUUCGAUUACAACAGUCCAAGCAUUGUGGGAGAUCUGAUCGCGGAACUAGGCACGGGCGAUUUCGUUGGCGGUUAUGAUGCUAUUGGGACAAGAGAGAGUGAGAUGCAAUGUGCUCAGGUCAUUGGCUCGAUGGGUGGUGGAAUCCUGAGUACCGUGUUGCCGCCUCCCGACGAACUGCCAGCGAAAGUGCAGGCGAAGCAAGUGCUUGCUCUGACCAUCUUUGCUGGAUCGAAUGCAUUCGUCGGCAAGUCUGUUUACGAGGACUUCCUACCUAAAGCGCUAGCUUCUGGUCAGUUCGUCCCAGCACCACCUGCAGAAGUUGUUGGAAACGGCGUAGAUGCGAUUCAGGAGGCAUGUAAGAAGCAAAAGGCAGGUGUAUCAGGGAAGAAGAUUGUGGUAACACUAUGA
Lithohypha guttulata is the source of this 1032-nucleotide messenger RNA. RefSeq lists its product as uncharacterized. Gene Ontology annotation, molecular function: oxidoreductase activity, acting on NAD(P)H. Bases 1 to 1032 code for a protein of 343 amino acids. The transcript has 4 exons. The record is from RefSeq and is a predicted model, not a curated record. NCBI's taxonomy places the organism in Eukaryota, Fungi, Ascomycota, Eurotiomycetes, Chaetothyriales, Trichomeriaceae.